AUGUACGCCCUUGCUCCUUUCGACGGAUCUCAGCAUAGUGAGGACCACCAUCCCGGCACGAUGGACCAGCUGACUCAUCUUCAUCGUCGCCGCCAAGUCACCCUUCAAGAGGACUUUGUCCAAGUCAAUGGGAAGCCUGAGGAGCUCUGCAGCAUCCGCCAUGACGCCGAGCAACAAGCGCUAGCUAUCGUUGAACAUCGCGUCGAUCCGAUUGUUGCAAGCACAAGAUACGAGUUCGAGCACGCCGCAGCCUUGAUGGAGCAAAAAAUGCAGCUUCGCCUUGAGGAGAGUUUUAGAGCGUCUCACGCGGCAGCACAAUCGACAGUGUGCGAUGCUGUUCAAGCGAUCUCUGGUCGCGUAGACUCAGCGGAGGCCAUCCUCGUUGAAGCUCGCGCUCGUCUGGAUGAGGCUCUCGAUAUUCAUGUAGCCAACUCACAAUUGAUCGCUCCGGAAAAUAUAAGGCAACAGAUUGCUGAACUCUGCGAAGAAGGUGUUCAUGAAGCUUUACGGUCGGCGCAGGUAUCGUUUAACGCAGCCGUCGAAGAGAAAGCGGAGCGCCACGCGUCUCUAAUUGAGUAG
Phytophthora sojae is the source of this 579-nucleotide messenger RNA. RefSeq lists its product as hypothetical. Bases 1 to 579 code for a protein of 192 amino acids. Lineage: Eukaryota; Oomycota; Peronosporomycetes; Peronosporales; Peronosporaceae. The record is from RefSeq and is a predicted model, not a curated record. The transcript has a single exon.